AUGGGAACUGCAAUGUUCGCGCGAGUGACUUUCUAUCCUACGCUUUUGUACAAUGUAGUCAUGGAAAAGGUGACCAGCAGACGCUGGUACGACAGGAUAGAUGACACGGUGAUCCUGGGCGCUCUCCCUUUCCAAUCCAUGACGAAACAGUUAAAAGAAGAAGAAAAUAUGAAAGGAGUUGUAUCAAUGAAUGAGACAUACGAGUUGAAAAUAUUUUCCAAUGAUGCUGAGAAAUGGCGCGAGCAGGGCGUGGAGUUCCUACAGUUGGCAACCACAGAUAUAUUUGAAACGCCAGACCAAGAUAAACUGUUUGAAGGUGUCACAUUUAUUAACAGGUUCCUGCCAGCAGACAGAAAGCUGCCAGGUGUACCGGCUGACCGGGAGCAGGUCAACAGCGGCACAGUAUACGUCCAUUGUAAAGCUGGACGUACCAGGAGUGCUACACUCGUCGGAUGUUACCUUAUGAUGAAGCACGCGUGGUCCCCCAAGGAGGCGGUGAGCCACAUGCGCGCGCGCCGCCCACACGUGCUGCUGCACACCAAGCAGUGGGAGGCGCUCGACCUGUUCCACCGCCGACACGUCACCCGCACGUGA
Arctia plantaginis is the source of this 594-nucleotide messenger RNA. The record is from the annotation of a GenBank genome assembly. Lineage: Eukaryota; Metazoa; Arthropoda; Insecta; Lepidoptera; Erebidae.